Molecule: messenger RNA, 1474 nt
Organism: Brachypodium distachyon (stiff brome)
Lineage: Eukaryota; Viridiplantae; Streptophyta; Magnoliopsida; Poales; Poaceae
Product: NAC domain-containing protein 77-like
Exons: 3
Coding region: 128-1429 (433 amino acids)
Biological process (GO): regulation of DNA-templated transcription
Molecular function (GO): DNA binding
Source: RefSeq, a predicted model, not a curated record
UCUACUUGGUCCGACUCACUAUAAAAUCCCCUCCCCUUCCUCUUCUUCCUCACCUCAACCUUUCCCAUCCAUCGAUCCAAAGCAAAGAAAGCUCGCCUGUUUCAUUGAGAGAGAGAGAGAGACCAACAUGUUGUCGUCCAAGCAACACGACGGCGGCAGGGUAGCAGGAGGAGGGUUGUCGCUGCCUCCGGGCUUUAGGUUCCACCCAACGGACGAGGAGGUAAUUGUCCAUUACCUGCUCCCCAAGGUCCUCUACCCAGCCUUCGCCUGCCGCGCCGUUACCGUGGUCGACAUCUACUCAUGUGAGCCCCGGGACCUUCCAAGCGAGGCUAGGAUGGGGGAGAAGGAGUGGUACUUCUUUGUGCCGAAGGGGCUCAAGUACCCGACGAGCUCACGGGCGAAUCGGGCCACCAAGGAGGGGUACUGGAAGUCGACGGGGAGAGACAAGGAUAUCUUUGGCGAAUGCACCAGGGAGCUUAUAGGGAUGAAGAAGUCCCUCGUGUUCUACAUGGGGAGGGCCCCAGCUGGAGUGAAGACAGACUGGGUGAUGCAUGAGUUCCGCCUCCACGGGAGGACGAGAGACUGGGUGAUCGUCAACGGUCAAAAGGACGAAUGGGUAGUCUGCAAGGUGUUCAACAAGGGCGAAUGGGAAGCUGAUUCGAACCCCCUGGAGAACCCUGACUCCGUCGGAGCCGAUGAACUCGACGUCGGUGCCAGCGGCGAGCUGGACCUGAGCGGCGUUGAGGGCUACGACCUGGAGUUGGACUCCAUCCCUGAGCUCGACCAAGAGCUCCUCGACUACAUCAAGGACUUGGAUCCGUUCACAAGCUACCAGCUGAAUGAGAACCACCAGCUGCCGGAGGCCAACACGACAACGAAUGCCGGCACUAUCGACGCGCUGCCCCCGUACAACAUGGGCUGCUACUCCUACACCGUUCCCACUACAGCUGGGAUGCCAAGCUUCGUCGUCAACCCCACGGGUAUGAUCAUGCCAAGCUUGACCAAUAAUGUUAACGUGGCAAUUAGUAGCAUUCACCAGUCGGCCAACGCCACCACCAUGGCCGCCAGCUCAGUCCCGGGAAGCAGCAAUGGUGCCGGUGCCGGCUCCUCAUGGAAUGUGCGGCAGAAUCUGCCUAACUAUGGGGUGGGACUUGGAAGAAGCUUCUUCAAUGGCAUUAGCCUGCAAGAGGAGCAGGCGGUAAUGGCAGAUGCCCUAGGAGGGCUCCUGAGUGGGGCUGGGCCGAGCUCUGGUGUGACGCCGACAAUGGGCAGUCUGCUGCCUAGCUCGGCGGCUGCGAUCGCCAGCCUUCCUUCCCCGCAGCAGAGCACUAUGGAGAUUUACAACGAUGGUGGAUAUCCUAGUUAUGGGGUUUAUGCUCCUGAUGUUGCCGCUGGUGCUGCUAAGGAUUUUGGUGGUCGGCUGCACUAGUGAUCCAGCUUCAUUGAGUUUAAUUAGCCUCUAAGUGUGGGUGGC